AUGGAAGGCUCAGAAAAUCCAAAUGAAGACCUGGGGCUUGUGGGGAUGGGACUUCGCGUCUCUGUGUCCCCUGCACAAAAUGCCUUUUACAUCAUCCUGGUGAUGCUGGGAAUCCUGGGUAAUGCCACCGUGGUUGUGGUGAUCGGUAAGAGUGUGAUUAUGGACCACGGCGGAGGACGAAACUCGGACAUCAUCAUCAUUAACAUGGCGCUGUCUAACCUGAUGGUGUCUUUGAUGAGGAACACGCUGCUUGUUAUCUCAGACAUGGGACUCGAGCUGUACUCAUCCAAAGAGUGGUGUCAGUUCCUGAUGGGUGUCUGGGUGUGGCUGCGAUCGGUCAACGUGUGGUCAACGCUCUAUCUCAGUGCGUUCCAUUUCCAGACUUUGAGGCGCGUGGCUCCCAACAGCGGGAACCUUCACGGGCCCCGGAGUCCUCCUACCACCCUGCUGCUGAGUAUGGCCCUCAUCUGGCUCCUCAACUUUAUCUACUCCAUUCCUGCUCAUAUAUUUUCCACGAACGGGAAUGUGAACACAACAGAGACACUGAUGCUGGUGAGCAGCACAACGCGCCCCCUGCUGGGCUGCGUGUGGGACUUUCCCUCCACCUACAGUGGCCUGGCCUAUGCCACCACCUCUAUAGUGAUCCAUGAGACCCUUCCCAUAAUCCUGAUGGCUAUCACCAACAUGGGCUCCCUCUACACCCUCUACACCCAUGGCAGGAUGCGCAGCUCAGUGCAGGACGGUCCGGUCAUCAAACGAGUGCCAGCUGAGAGGCGAGCGGCCAAGGUGAUUCUCGCUCUCAUUAUGCUCUUCAUUGCUUCUUGGGGAACCAGCAUUAUCUCCGUCAACUAUUUCAACUACAACCAGGGCUCUUCGGCUAAUUUCCUCCUGAUCAUUGCUCGUUUUGCCAACAUUAUCUUCAUCGCCAUGUCACCUGCUAUUCUGGCAGUCGGCCACAGGAGACUGCGGUCUACCGUCAAGUCCUUGCUCUCGCACUGACAGAGCUGCCGGCUGGCAGGUCACUCUGCUGCAGCA
Molecule: messenger RNA, 1035 nt
Organism: Hippoglossus stenolepis (Pacific halibut)
Lineage: Eukaryota; Metazoa; Chordata; Actinopteri; Pleuronectiformes; Pleuronectidae
Product: olfactory receptor class A-like protein 4
Exons: 4
Coding region: 1-999 (332 amino acids)
Biological process (GO): G protein-coupled receptor signaling pathway
Cellular component (GO): membrane
Molecular function (GO): G protein-coupled receptor activity
Source: RefSeq, a predicted model, not a curated record